Orcinus orca (killer whale) is the source of this 3055-nucleotide messenger RNA. Its product is annotated as ras-related protein Rab-6A-like. The transcript has a single exon. Gene Ontology annotation, molecular function: GTPase activity; GTP binding. Bases 442 to 1068 code for a protein of 208 amino acids. NCBI's taxonomy places the organism in Eukaryota, Metazoa, Chordata, Mammalia, Artiodactyla, Delphinidae. The record is from RefSeq and is a predicted model, not a curated record.
CGCCACAGGCUCGCGCACUCAGCAGGUUGGGCUGCGGUGGCUGCAGCUGUGGAGCUGGAGCGCUACGUGUGAGAGGUCCCAGACACGUCUGCGGCUCCGGCUCCGCCACCCUCGCCUCAGUCUCGGUGCCGGGUGCUGAGAGGGGAACAGCUCUAGCCUCGGGACCCCCGAGCACACCCCUGGCUGCUUCCGACACCGCCCUCCUUCCUUUCCCAGCUGCGGGCCUCGCUCGGUGCUAGGCGACUCCGAGGAGAGGCGGCGGCGACGGCUGCCUGUCUGUGAGAGGAGCCUUGUUCUCCAGCCUUGCUCCGCUGCCGGGCCCUGCAGGGGCCGAGAGAGCUCGGCGCCGACCCUUCCUCUAUCCUCCCCGUGAACCGGUUGGAGCGGCGUCGGUCUGGGAGGUCUCUGGGCUGAGGCGGCGGCAGCUCCUCCGGCUCCAUCAUGUCCGCGGGCGGAGACUUCGGGAAUCCGCUGAGGAAAUUCAAGCUGGUGUUCCUGGGGGAGCAGAGCGCUGGAAAGACAUCACUGAUUACCAGAUUCAUGUAUGACAGUUUUGACAACACCUAUCAGGCAACAAUUGGUAUUGACUUUUUAUCAAAAACAAUGUACUUAGAGGAUCGAACAGUACGAUUGCAAUUAUGGGACACAGCAGGUCAAGAGCGGUUCAGGAGCUUGAUUCCUAGCUACAUUCGUGACUCCACUGUGGCAGUUGUUGUUUAUGAUAUCACAAAUGUUAACUCAUUCCAGCAAACUACAAAGUGGAUUGAUGAUGUCAGAACAGAAAGAGGAAGUGAUGUUAUCAUCAUGCUAGUAGGAAAUAAAACAGAUCUUGCUGACAAGAGGCAAGUGUCAAUUGAGGAAGGAGAGAGGAAAGCCAAAGAGCUGAAUGUUAUGUUUAUUGAAACUAGUGCAAAAGCAGGAUAUAAUGUAAAGCAGCUCUUCCGACGUGUUGCAGCAGCUCUACCUGGAAUGGAAAGCACACAGGACAGAAGCAGAGAAGACAUGAUUGACAUAAAACUGGAAAAGCCUCAGGAGCAACCAGUCAGCCAAGGAGGCUGUUCCUGCUAAUCCCCCAUGGCAUCUUCAACUUUCCUCCAGAAGCUCACUGCUUUGGCCCCCUUACUCUUUCAUUGACUGCAGUGUGAAUAUUGGCUUGAACCUUUUCCCUUCAGUAAUAACGUAUUGCAAUUCAGCAUUGCUGCCUGUCUCUUGGAGAUGAUCUAUUAGCUUCACAAGCACAAAAAAGUCAGUGUCUUCAUUAUUUAUAUUUUACAAAAAGCCAAACAAUUGCAGCAUAUUCCAGUGGUAACUUUAAAAAUUAGAUACAUUUUCUUAACAUUUUUGUUUCCUUUUUAAUGUUAUGAGAAUGUACUUCAAAAUGAUGGAAAUCUCAACAGUAUGUGGCUUGGUUAAGGAGCAGUUGUUCACAGCAGCACUUGCCUACCUACUUGAUCUCUCCCUACUUUACUUGCUUGUUCUUUACCCCAUUUCCUAUUCCAGUCCUUCCUCCAUCAAAACAAACAAGAGGGGGCAAAGCAGUAGUCAGACCAAGCCCAUUGGAAUUAUCCUUCAGUUUUAGCAAUACCACUUGCUCUCAAGAUAUCCAAAAUUAUUCUUAAGCACUGAUAUAAAUUAGUUAGACCUUAAUUGAGGUCAAAACUCAACUAUCAUGGUAGGCAGUGCUGGAAUAAGGAAAGCGUUCUGGUGUGUCUUCAGAAUGAGUCCUAAUGAACAUACUGAGUACUUACAAGUAAAUGAACAUAAAAUAUAUUUCUGACCAAAACAAAUGAUUCUUUCACAUGUUAGACUCUGGGAGAGAAAAGUAAAAGUGCUUCAGAACAGGUUUUAAAUAUUUAAUUCUUCUAAGAUCUAUUUCUUCCAGGAUUUUAAAUUUGUCAAAAUCGAGUUCUUCUGUUUGUUUAAAAAACAAAACUAAACUUUUUUAGGCAAUAGAUUUCUCUUGGGUUUUCCUUUUCUGUCUUCCUUUUCUUUCUUUCCUUCUUUCUUCCUUCCUUUCUUUCUUCCUUUUUUUUUUGAAAUGCUGUGCAGGCAAGGCACUGUAGUAAUCAAAUUCCUUUAAGAAGAACCAGUGGAAGAAUUUAAAUUUGGCACUUUGAUCGAAACUACUGUAACUAGUAGAAACAAUGAUAUCUAAACCUUACCAACUAAAGAAUCCUCAAGAGAAUAGCAAAUACUUUGCCCAGGACAAUUGAGGUCAAAUUUAAAGUGGAAACAGUUUUCUUAUAAGCCCUAGAGGCAGAUCUGAAAAAGCAUACAUAGAAGAGGGAAAGGAGAGAAUGAAAAUAAAACUUAAUAUGCAGAUUUAUGCCUUAUUUUUCAGCAUUUUUUUAUGUUCUCUCAAUCCAGUUUUGCUUUUUAUUAGAUCUGUAUAGUUUGCUUAAUUCACUAGUGAUUUAAUUUUAUAUUUAAGCUACAAUUAAUCUUUUUUCUUUGGUGAUAUUUCUUUGCCUUUUUUAAAACUACUUUCAAUUUUUAGAUAUUUUAUUUAGAGCUUCAUAACAAUGGCAAUAUGUAUUUCCCUUAAAACACUGCAAACAAAUAUACUAGGAGUGCACCAUUUUAAUCUUUACUAGUUAUUGUGAGAUUGCUGUGUAAGUUAAUAAAUACAUUUGUAAAUACAUUGUUUGCAGGAAGAAAAUUUCUGAGUUACAGCUCAGGAAAAGCCUGCUGAAUUUAUGUUGUAAGCAUUACUUAACACAGUAUAAGGAUGAAAAGGCAACAAAAAUAUCUUCAUACUUCCUCAUCCCCUCAUUGCAACAAAACCCUUAACUGGGAGAACCUUAUUCCUUCCCCUCUUCCUCCUCCACUUCCCACUUAUUGUCCAACCUUAUAAUAUUCAGAGAGCACUUGGAUUAUGGGUCUGAAUAGAGAAAUGCUUUCAGAUAAUCAUUAGCCCACAUACCCCAGUAACUUGUACUCAAAGACGGGAUGGAGUUGUAAAGUGCUUUUAUAAUACAAUAUUAUUGUUAAAGGCAAGGGUUGACUCUUUUGUUUUAUUUUGACAUGGCAUGUCCUGAAAUAAAUAUCAAUUCAA